This is a messenger RNA of Anopheles marshallii, 690 nucleotides long. RefSeq lists its product as uncharacterized. NCBI's taxonomy places the organism in Eukaryota, Metazoa, Arthropoda, Insecta, Diptera, Culicidae. The coding region runs from base 1 to 690 and encodes 229 amino acids. The transcript is spliced from 3 exons. The record is from RefSeq and is a predicted model, not a curated record.
AUGGCAGCUCGUGGGGCUUACUUUGUGUCCGUUUUAGUGCUAGCAAUGAUCGGUUGGCAGUGUGCGGAGGCACAAAGUAAUCCAUGGCGACGACAAAACGACACCUUUGCUACUGAAUCGGCCAGCGAUCGUAGCCAACGGUUGGGACUAACCACGGGUUAUGGUGGCGUUAAUGGCUACGGUUACUCCAGCACCGGACUGGGUUCCUACACGCCGCUCAAGAUCGAUCUGGGUGGAGUGGUGCUUGGAACGCUCGUCGGUAUCGGUGCCCUACUGUUGCUUCCGAAGCUGGUCAAUGUGAUCGGUGGUGGGUACGGAGGAUCCGGUCACUACCGUAGCGCGGACAGCGACCCGACCGGUAUCAGCGAUCUGAUGAGCAAGGUUGAUGAUUACCUCGCUCAGAACAACAUCGAUUCUGGGGCUUGCAUGCAGAAGGCCGUCUGCAGCUACCUUCGUUCGUCCGACUACCAUGCGCAGGUGGGCACAGCCGAUCAAGUGGAGCAUAUGAUCCUGGCACUUUCCGAAAAUUCGAUCAUCGACUAUAUGCUGGAUGGAACGGCGAUCAAGGAGGCGAUCAAGAAUGGCAAAAUGCAGACGGCUCGAUCGUGCGAUGAACUAUACUCGACCUGUCCGCUUGACCGCCAAUCUACGCUGAAGCUGUUCAAGAAGAUGUUCCCGAUCGGAAACUAA